Molecule: messenger RNA, 1085 nt
Organism: Olea europaea var. sylvestris
Lineage: Eukaryota; Viridiplantae; Streptophyta; Magnoliopsida; Lamiales; Oleaceae
Product: ubiquitin recognition factor in ER-associated degradation protein 1-like
Exons: 1
Coding region: 55-996 (313 amino acids)
Cellular component (GO): VCP-NPL4-UFD1 AAA ATPase complex
Molecular function (GO): polyubiquitin modification-dependent protein binding
Source: RefSeq, a predicted model, not a curated record
CUUAGCUUUUUGUUCAAUUCCCGGGCUUAGGUUUUACUUCUUCAGUUACUUAACAUGGACGACAGAUUUUCCAGGGGUCAACUCGGGUUCGAGCAAGCAUAUUGUUGUACUUCUUUCUCCAAAUCCAAAAAAUCUGAACUCGAAUGUGGCGAUAAAAUUGUGAUGCCCGAAUCAGCCCUUCAUGCAUUGAUGGCCAGGAAUAUCCCACAUCCAUAUAUGUUUCAGAUUAAACCAUAUUACAAUCCAGGGCACGUUUCUCACUGCGGCAUCUCGGAAUUCACCGCGGACGAGGGAUUUAUCAAGGUGCCGGAUUGGAUGAUGGAGAACUUGAAUUUACAAGAAGGAGAGCUAGUACUGGUCGAAAGCGCCUUGCUUCCGACUGGAAAUUUCUUGAAACUGCAGCCGCAUUCAACAAAAUUCAUCCAACUCUUAAACCCAAAAGCUGUUCUUGAAAAAACUCUGCGCAGGUUUUCUUGUUUGAGCACCGGGGAUACCAUAAUGGUCACUCAUGAUAACCAGAAGUUUUACAUUAAUGUUUUGGAAACGAAACCGGGCCCUGCAAUUUGUCUCAUAGAGACGGAUUGUGAAGUGGAUUUUGCUGCUCCUCUUGACUAUAAAGAACCUGAAAAACCGGAAAAAGUCAAAGAGAACGCUCCAGAAAAAGUAGAAGAGGAGGAGACUGAAGAACAGAUUAAAUUUAGGCCAUUCACAGGCAAGGGGAGACGCUUGGACGGGGAAUCUGUAGACGGUAAAGUGGCUAACAGCAAGACUCAAGAGAACAAUGCGCCGACCACCAGUGGCAGCUCCGGCGGAUCAGGUGCGGUUUCGGCGUCAACCACCAGUGUUGGCGGCAAGAAAUCUGGAAAGCUUGUUUUUGGUUCCAACGGCUUGGAGAGAUUAUCAGAUGACUCGAGGAAUGACUUCAAACUCCAAGAGAGAAAAGAGCAAAAAUCUCAAGCUUUCACAGGCAAGAAACAUGUACUAGGAAGCCUAUAGUCGGUUUAUUAAUCGGCGCCUUUCUAGUUCCAUCUUCAUAGUUUAUUUCGUUGAAUUUUAUUCAAUAUUACGAUCCUCACAAUUUUUUA